CGUCCACAUGGAGAUAUGGAAGAGGACGGGGGAUUGGCAGCGUAACCAUGGUCAGCUGGGGCCGCUUCAUCUGCCUGGUUGUGGUCACCAUGGCAACCUUGUCUCUGGCCCGGCCCUCCUUCAAUUUAGUUGAGGAUACCACGGUGGAGCCGGAAGAGCCACCAACCAAAUACCAAAUCUCCCAACCAGAAGUUUACGUGGCUGCGCCCCGGGAGUCGCUAGAGUUGCGCUGCCUGUUGCGAGAUGCCGCCGUGAUCAGUUGGACUAAGGAUGGGGUACACUUGGGGCCCAACAAUAGGACAGUGCUUAUUGGGGAGUACUUGCAGAUAAAAGGUGCCACGCCUAGGGACUCCGGCCUCUAUGCUUGUACCGCUGCUAGGAGUGUAGACAGUGAGACUGUCUACUUCAUGGUCAAUGUUACAGAUGCCAUCUCGUCCGGAGAUGACGAGGACGACACCGAUGGCUCAGAGGAUUUUGUCAGUGAGAACAGUAACAGCAAGAGAGCCCCGUACUGGACCAACACAGAAAAGAUGGAAAAACGGCUGCACGCUGUCCCUGCCGCCAACACUGUCAAGUUCCGCUGUCCAGCUGGGGGUAGUCCAACACCAACGAUGAGGUGGCUGAAAAACGGGAAGGAAUUUAAGCAGGAACAUCGCAUUGGAGGCUAUAAGGUACGAAACCAGCACUGGAGCCUCAUUAUGGAAAGCGUGGUUCCAUCCGACAAAGGAAAUUAUACCUGCGUGGUGGAGAACGAUUACGGGUCCAUCAAUCACACGUACCACCUCGACGUCGUUGAGCGAUCGCCGCACCGGCCCAUCCUCCAAGCCGGACUGCCGGCCAACGCCUCCACCGUGGUUGGGGGCGACGUGGAGUUUGUCUGCAAGGUGUACAGUGAUGCCCAGCCCCACAUCCAGUGGAUCAAACACGUGGAAAAGAACGGCAGCAAAUACGGGCCCGACGGGCUGCCUUACCUCAAGGUUCUGAAGCACUCAGGGAUAAAUAGUUCCAAUGCAGAAGUGCUGGCUCUGUUCAAUGUGACUGAGGCGGAUGCUGGGGAGUAUAUUUGUAAGGUCUCCAAUUAUAUAGGGCAGGCCAACCAGUCUGCCUGGCUCACUGUCCUGCCAAAACAGCAAGCUCCCGUGAGAGAAAAGGAGAUCACAGCUUCCCCAGACUACCUGGAGAUAGCCAUUUACUGCAUAGGGGUCUUCCUGAUCGCCUGCAUGGUGGUGACGGUCAUUCUGUGCCGGAUGAAGACCACCACCAAGAAGCCGGACUUCAGCAGCCAGCCGGCAGUGCACAAGCUGACCAAGCGCAUCCCCCUGCGGAGACAGGUAACAGUUUCUGCCGAGUCCAGCUCCUCCAUGAACUCCAACACCCCACUGGUGAGGAUUACAACUCGCCUCUCCUCCACAGCAGACACCCCCAUGCUGGCGGGGGUCUCCGAGUACGAGCUGCCAGAAGAUCCAAAGUGGGAGUUUCCCAGAGAUAAGCUGACGCUGGGCAAACCCCUGGGAGAAGGUUGCUUUGGGCAAGUGGUCAUGGCUGAAGCGGUGGGAAUCGACAAAGAGAAGCCCAAGGAAGCAGUCACUGUGGCCGUGAAGAUGUUGAAAGAUGAUGCCACAGAGAAAGACCUUUCUGAUCUGGUGUCAGAGAUGGAGAUGAUGAAGAUGAUUGGCAAACACAAAAAUAUCAUAAAUCUCCUCGGAGCCUGUACUCAGGAUGGGCCGCUCUACGUCAUAGUCGAGUACGCCUCGAAAGGCAACCUCCGAGAGUACCUGCGCGCCCGGCGGCCUCCGGGGAUGGAGUACUCGUACGACGUCAACCGCGUGCCCGAGGAGCAGAUGACCUUCAAGGACUUGGUGUCCUGCACCUACCAGCUGGCCCGGGGCAUGGAGUACUUGGCCUCCCAAAAAUGUAUCCAUCGAGAUUUAGCCGCCAGAAAUGUUUUGGUAACAGAAAACAAUGUGAUGAAAAUAGCCGACUUCGGACUGGCCAGAGAUAUCAACAAUAUAGACUAUUACAAAAAGACCACCAAUGGCCGGCUUCCGGUCAAGUGGAUGGCUCCAGAGGCCCUUUUUGAUCGCGUGUACACCCACCAGAGUGAUGUCUGGUCCUUCGGGGUGUUAAUGUGGGAGAUCUUCACGUUAGGGGGCUCGCCCUACCCAGGGAUUCCCGUGGAGGAACUUUUUAAGCUGCUCAAAGAAGGACACAGGAUGGAUAAGCCAGCAAACUGCACCAACGAACUGUAUAUGAUGAUGAGAGACUGUUGGCAUGCGGUGCCCUCACAGAGACCCACCUUCAAGCAGUUGGUAGAAGACUUGGAUCGAAUUCUCACACUCACGACCAAUGAGGACUACUUGGACCUCAGUCAGCCUCUCGAACAGUAUUCACCUAGUUACCCUGACACCAGGAGUUCUUGCUCUUCGGGAGAUGAUUCUGUUUUCUCUCCGGACCCCAUGCCUUAUGAACCCUGCCUUCCUCCGUACCCACAGAGAAACGGCAGUGUUAACACAUGAACGGGCUUGUCCCCCUGUCCCCAGACAGGGCCGCGCCGGGAGCCUAGGUGUACUGAGCAGGGGAGGCCAUGCCUCCCGCAGCCUGUAUAUAUGGAUCAGAGGAGUAAAUAAUUGGAAACGUGAUCGGCA
This is a messenger RNA of Sus scrofa (pig), 2645 nucleotides long. RefSeq names its product fibroblast growth factor receptor 2 (gene FGFR2). Gene Ontology annotation, molecular function: ATP binding; fibroblast growth factor binding; fibroblast growth factor receptor activity. The record is from RefSeq and is marked validated. Gene Ontology annotation, cellular component: plasma membrane; signaling receptor complex. Lineage: Eukaryota; Metazoa; Chordata; Mammalia; Artiodactyla; Suidae. Gene Ontology annotation, biological process: positive regulation of cell population proliferation; fibroblast growth factor receptor signaling pathway; multicellular organism development.